AUGGGUUUGGCUGAUGCAUUUGAAAGGCUUAAGAACAUCAUCUACUCGAAGUCCUCUAAGGAUCGUUCAGAAUUCAGCAGCAACUCCCGGGGUUUUGAAAAUUAUGAUCCCACGAGAGUUUAUUAUAUGAAUUGUGGUGAUAAUGGAUCGUAUGUCGACGUCGAGUGUAUCGCUACUGAAGAGUUUAUUCGCGUUUAUGGUGUGGACUUCGACAUGCAAUGUUCUGAUUUCCUCCUUCGACUUUGUUCAUUAUGUGGCUUAGAAGCAGUGGAUUACACUUUCUUAGUUCCUUGCGAGGGCCUUUCUGGAGUUUCAGGCAUCUUUUGGCUUUCUGCUCCUUCUAGGAGUAGGCUUGGCCAUUGGGUUAAUUCUGAUACAACUCAAACAACGCUACCAUCUAUGGUUAGGCUCAUUGCUAAAUGCUGUUUCAAGAAAUCUGCUAAGCUUUAUCAGUAUCCAUUCCUUGACACGAAGUUCAAAUACCCUAUUACACUCCUAAAAACGGGGAGAGAAUUUUUAAACGAACUGGGACAUCGGAUUACUGUGCAUUUACCAGAAGACUGCACAAUUGUCGUUCGUGGACAUUUGGAUCAACCUGUUAGUAAAGUACUUCAAAAAGUGUCUUCGGAGCAUCAUGUUCAAUUAAGCAACUACUACAUUACUGAUCCCCAAAAGGGAACGAUUUUAGAUCCAAAGGAUACAUUCUUAAAUCAAAAUGCAGACCAAAUUGAACUUAAAGAACGAAAAGUUAAAUCUAGCAAGAACUCAAAGUCACACAAAAAGAGUCAAAAUGAUGACUCUCUGAUAUCUAAUUUGGAAGUGGAAAUCUCUACUGAAAGUAAGCAUAAAAGGCAUCCAGCACCAAGUGUACCUGCUAAACAACAAAUAACUCAUCGACAUUUAUCACCUUUUGCCGAUGUACCCGACAAGGUACAGUCUUCUAGUUGUGUAACACUACCAAGUAAGAAAAAUGAUAAUAAAAAAUUGGACGAUAAACGAAAUUCAGUUGUUGGAUCUCAGGCAAAUAGGGACUCAAUUAGUAACUGCUCUCAAGAAUUACGGAGUAAAUCAUUUAUUGUUAAAGAUAAAUCAAAUUCACACAAGCGUAAAUCGUCUACCAUGGUGAAUUCAAAUACAAAGAAGGAAUCCGAUAAAAAAUAUCGUUCUCCUGCACCACCACCACCACCACCACCACCACCACAAAUACUUCCAAGUCUCAAUAAACCUGUUAAUGGUAAUGAUCCAAACAUGCCCAAGUCAACACAUAAAGACUCUCGUAAAUCUGAUUCGCACUUGCUUAAAACGGAUAGUCGCCUAGAUGAUGAAUUCGUAAAAGAAGGCCGCAAAUCAAAUAAAGGCUCAGCGCCCAAAAAUCAUUCUCAAGAAAUAGUUACAAAGCCAAGUGUUGUCGAUGUUGUGAACAAUCAAUCAAAUUCUCAUGAGUGUAAACCAUCUACCACAAUGACGUCCAUUACAAAGAAGGAAUCUGUGAAAGAAUGUCGUUCUGCAAUACCACCGCCACCGCCACCUCCCUCACCACCAGCUCCAUCGUCUUUACAACGGAACUCCACUAUGCGUGCUAAUUAUUCGGAUCCAUCACUUAAAGAUUCAGAUUCAGGAGUGGAACCUACCAAAAGAUUAUCAUCAACAAUUUCAACUAAUCCUAAAAAUAACUUACAAUCUCCUAGUGUAGAAAUGCUUACAGAAUUGACAAAUGCUUUCAAAUCUUUAAGAAAAACUAACAGUAUAAUGGAUGGUGAAAAUGUAGACUUUUCAAAAAAACUUCCGGUAAAUCGAGGUAAACUUAUUUCAGCUAUUCGACAAAAUUCAUCUGAUACUUCAAAUAAUGCACAUGAUAAAUCGAACAAUGUAAUGCCAUCGGUUAUAGAAUCCGAUGAUUGUUGUUCUGUGGACACAUCGUCGUAA
Messenger RNA from Schistosoma intercalatum, 1926 nucleotides. NCBI's taxonomy places the organism in Eukaryota, Metazoa, Platyhelminthes, Trematoda, Strigeidida, Schistosomatidae. The record is from the annotation of a GenBank genome assembly.